Dovyalis caffra is the source of this 1731-nucleotide messenger RNA. NCBI's taxonomy places the organism in Eukaryota, Viridiplantae, Streptophyta, Magnoliopsida, Malpighiales, Salicaceae. The record is from the annotation of a GenBank genome assembly.
AUGGGUCUUGCAUGCAAAAUCUUCGGUGCUUGUUUUGUAGGAAUUCUCUUCUUUCAUGGCUCUUGUGUCUCUGAUAGAGCUCCAAAUUACUCUUUCAUGCACAAUGCAACUUCAGCUCCAACAAUAUCAUACUACGACUACAUAAUUGUGGGUGGUGGAACUGCUGGUUGUCCAUUAGCUGCCACUCUCUCCCACAACGCUAGCGUUUUGCUUCUCGAACGUGGCGGCUCACCCUAUGGGAAUCCUAACAUUACCAACCUAGCCAAUUUUGGUGCUACGCUGUCCGAUCUCUCUUCUACUUCCCCCUCUCAACGUUUCAUUUCCGAAGAUGGCGUGAUCAAUGCCCGUGCACGCAUAUUAGGCGGUGGGAGCUGCCUGAAUGCCGGAUUCUAUACCCGUGCUGCUCCAGAGUACGUAAGAGCUGUGGGGUGGGACGGUCGGCUGGCGAAUGAGUCAUACCAAUGGGCAGAGCGGCGAGUGGCGUUCAAGCCACGAAUGGGGCAAUGGCAAUCGGCGGUGAGGGAUGGGUUGGUAGAGGCCGGAGUGUUACCAAACAACGGAUUCACAUACGAUCAUAUUAAUGGGACUAAAGUUGGUGGAACAAUAUUUGAUCAAGAUGGGAAUAGACAUACUGCUGCUGAUUUGUUGGAGUACGCCAAUCCUAGUGGGCUUACUGUCCUUUUGCAUGCUACUGCAUACAAGAUCUUGUUUGCAAUUAAAGCAAGACCAAAGCCAGUGGCUCAUGGAGUGAUAUACAGAGAUGCAUCAGGAGCAAAGCACAGAGCCUAUCUAAAGAGAGGAUCCAAGAACGAAAUUAUCAUAUCAUCUGGUGCACUAGGAAGCCCACAGCUCUUGAUGUUGAGUGGAGUGGGCCCUGCAGAGCAACUUCGGGCCCACAAUAUUACAGUUGUGUUGGAUCAGCCCAUGGUUGGGCAACUCAUGUCUGAUAACCCCAUGAAUGCUAUUUUUAUCCCUUCUCCUCUCCCAGUUGAGGUUUCACUCAUUCAAGUUGUUGGCAUCACUCAAUUUGGUACCUACAUUGAAGCUGCAAGCGGUGAAAAUUUCGCUGGUUCUCCUCAAAGAGACUAUGGGAUGUUCUCUCCUAAGAUUGGUCAGCUCUCAACGGUGCCACCAAAACAAAGGACCCCAGAAGCCCUAGCCAAAGCUACUGAACUAAUGAGCAACUUGGACCAACAAGCUUUCCAAGGUGGAUUCAUUCUUGAAAAGAUUAUGGGGCCAAUUUCCACUGGUCAUUUGGAGCUAAGAACACGAAGCCCUAAGGACAAUCCAUCGGUUACCUUCAACUACUUCAAAGAACCACAGGACUUGCAAAGAUGUGUAGAUGGCAUUUCAACUAUGGAGAAAGUGAUUGAUUCAAAGUCUUUCUCUAAGUUUAGGUUUGAUUAUAUGUCAGUUCCGCAACUACUAAACAUGACAGCAAGUGCCCCAGUAAAUUUGUUACCUAGACACUACAAUUCGUCACAAUCGCUACAAGAUUUUUGCAAGGACACAGUCAUGACCAUAUGGCAUUAUCAUGGAGGUUGCCAAGUUGGUAGUGUCGUUGAUCGUGAUUACAAGGUUAUCGGUGUGGAUGCGCUAAGGGUUAUUGAUGGAUCCACGUUUAAUGUCUCUCCUGGGACUAAUCCCCAAGCCACUGUCAUGAUGCUUGGAAGGUACAUGGGAGUCAAUAUUUUGAGGGAGAGAUUAGCAAGUGAAGAUCAGGCAAAGUAG